Molecule: messenger RNA, 7315 nt
Organism: Xiphophorus maculatus (southern platyfish)
Lineage: Eukaryota; Metazoa; Chordata; Actinopteri; Cyprinodontiformes; Poeciliidae
Product: sphingosine-1-phosphate phosphatase 1-like
Exons: 3
Coding region: 467-1828 (453 amino acids)
Biological process (GO): phospholipid dephosphorylation; sphingosine metabolic process
Cellular component (GO): endoplasmic reticulum membrane
Molecular function (GO): sphingosine-1-phosphate phosphatase activity
Source: RefSeq, a predicted model, not a curated record
UCUGGCUACAGUCAGGUGCUCUGAGAGGCAAGACAAAAUCUCCAACGAAUAAUGUUUGCAACAUAAGGAACCUGAUCAACAAUUAGUUCAAAUAUAAUAUUAUUCCUGCGCUAGUUUAUGACAGUACAGUUCUAUCGUGAAUUAUUUAUCAACCAAAUACGAACAUGACAAAACAAGCAAGAUUUCCAACAGUACUUGAACGCAAUGGAGAAAGUGUGUUUCCCUGAAUCUCCCGUCUGUCUUUGUGUUUCUGCUGUGACCGAACAGGCCACUGUCUCCUGCACUGUGUUGUACAUGUUUUACGGGUCAUCGUCCCAAUUUUCUCAGCUCUUCUCAUGGUUCGCGCUUCACCUCAGAUAGCUGCCCUAGCCAGCAGACGGCAGCCUGGGAGCUAACACCCACCGCUCAGAGGAAGUACACAAGUCCAUGUUCCCUUCUGCACCUCCGCGAAUAGAGCCAGCUCAACAUGGUGAGAGUUAUGGAGUACCUUCGCUACCUCCAAGACCCUCACCUUGUCGCCCGCUUUCAGCUUGUUUGCGGGAUACGGGGCACUCUUUCAGAACCUGUUCCUGCCGAUAGUUCGACCUCUGAUGGCUGCAGGUCAGUAAAUAAGGCUCGUUCUCGCAACAACGGGGCUCUCCAUCAUCACACAGCCGGGGAAACAGGAGAUGAACAGUUGACCAGUAUGGGAGUUCCGAGGAGGAUCGCAGAUGUGACUGAGCCUAGAAAACGCAAGCAUGACAUGGAAGACGCUCCCCCGAACGGGGCUGCUCUGUCCCCAGGCGGAGAAAGUGUCGCUGUGCGGGGCAGCACUCUUAAACCCCUCCGCAGAAACUCUCUGACGGGCGAAGCGGGGCAGGAGUUUGUCAUCGAGAACCGCUUCUUGUUUUACUUGUUCACCUUCGGUACAGAGUUGGGAAACGAAUUGUUUUACAUCACCUUCUUUCCCUUCAUCAUGUGGAAUGUGGACGCUUUCGUGAGCAGACGGUUGAUCAUGGUGUGGGUCUGGGUCAUGUACGUGGGACAGUGCACGAAGGAUGUGAUCGGCUGGCCCCGACCCGCUUCCCCACCUGUGGUGAAAGUGGAAAUGUUUUACAACUCUGAGUACAGCAUGCCGUCCACCCACGCCAUGUCAGGGACAGCCAUCCCCUUCUCCCUGUUCUUCAUGACCCAUGGCCGCUGGGAGUACCCUUACACCCUGGGCUUCAGCUUGGCUCUCUGUUGGUGUCUGUUGGUCUGUUCCAGCCGGAUCUACAUGGGGAUGCACUCAGUCCUGGACGUCAUCGCUGGCAUCUUGUACAGCAUCCUCAUCCUCUUCUUCUUUCUCCCUGCGUUGGACAUGAUUGACAGCUUCAACCUGAGCUGCCGCUACGCUCCGCUGGUCAUCGUUUUCAUCCCCUUGGCCCUGGCCCUCUUCUCAUUCACCCUGGACACCUGGAGCACUUCUAGAGGUGACACGGCUCAGAUCCUGGGUGUGGGUGCUGGCGUGGCCCUGGCGUCUCAUGUAAACCAGCUCCUAGGUUUGAUGCCAGACCUGACGGCUGAUCAGCUACCUCUCAUGAUGCCUACCGUAAGUGGCGGCCUGGUGUGUGGCGCUAUGCUGCGGUUGGUUCUGGGAGUGAUAGUCCUCGUGGCGAUACGGGCCAUGAUGAAGGCUGUCACCAUCCCACUGGUGUGCUGGCUGUUCAAGGUGCCCAGCUCAGACGUGAGGAAGGCCCGUCAGCAUGUGGAGGUAGAACUCCCAUAUCGCUACAUUGUUUAUGGGACCAUGGGCUUUAGUGUGCUCUUCCUGGUUCCACUGCUCUUCACCUACGUGGAGAACUCUUAAAAGGAUGUAACUUCAGUGCACUGUCAGUCUCCAGCCACGAAUUGGAGAACCAGCAUUUCAAUACUGUUUUUGCAUCUCCAUGUAAACCAGACUUUUCCUCUUCAACAGGAAGUUAGGGCCAGAACUGACUGAGAUGCAUUAAAGCCUGAACACUGAACUCCUUCCUCACUUUCUUAACUUUUCUGCUCUUUUUUCCAACAGACUCAGGUUAGCUCUGGAGCAGGAUGAGGGUGAGGGAGUAUUUCCUUUAAGUGGCACAGUCUUUUAUAAGAUUAACCUGUGGAAAGACAAACCUAUCUAUGUUGGUGUUUUUUACACUGAAUAUCCACACUGUUGCCUUUUUAAAGACAUAUUUCAAGAAUUUUAAUGAGAGGUUUUGCUAAAAGGUUAUAAGCAGGUAAUAUGUAACCUGCAGUAGAUUGCCUCUGAUUAUGCCUGUACCUAGUGCUUUCAUAGUCAUAUUGACCAUUCAAAGUGCUUCAACAUUACAGUCACAGUCUCCUUGCAGCACUCCCACAUUAACACACCCAACUCUGGAUCAGUAGGUAACUUGGGUUGAAGUACUUCCUCCUACAGUCCAGGUGGGGGAACUGUCCUCAAGUACAAGCAUACAGUCCUAACCUUAGCCACUAUCAUUAGAUCAAAGGCAGACCAUGCAGCUUAGCCACAUUUAUUUUAACACCUUGUAUAAUCAAGUAAGAGUGCUUUCGGCAUUCUCACUUCUUAAGAUUGUGUUUCUCUUUAUUAUUAUUUUUCAAUGUUCCAUACAUUUUUCUGCACUCAACUAAUUCUGCAAUUAACUAUUUUUGCUAUUGGGUAUAUAUAAUUUCAACAAUUCCUAUAUCAAAACGUUCUGCUUCUUCUGGAGCAUUUCACUUUUGGUAAUUUCAACUAUUAACUUUUGGAAAUACAAUUAAAAUUUUUUUUGCAGAUUUCAACACCAUUGAAAUGCAUUGGAAUUCUUCAGAAUUCCACAAAAUUCAGCAAAAACCUUUGCUCUUUUAUGAGUCAUAACUUCUGCCUACUUCAACUUAAAAGCUCCAUUCAACUUUUAAGCAAGACACAAUAUGUUAACAUAUCUUCAGAUGAUACAGCUUUCUGAUACCGGUUAUGCUUUUUCUAAAAUUCCAAUUUAAGUUUUAUACAGAUUUAUACAGAACUUGGCCAAAUGGGGGAAUUUUUCUGCCAUAAUCCAAGAGCACACAUUUUUAUUCUGAAAGCAAGAUUUCAUGUCUUUUGUUCUCAAAACUUGUAACACUUUUGGUUACAUUUUCAUUUUGAAAGCAGGACUUCAUGUCUUUCAUAAAACUUGUAAUGACUGUACUCAAAACAUCUCCACGCUCUCACACUUAGUCUCUGCUCAGAGCAAAUCUUUGCUUGCAAAACUCUCUGCUCGCUUGGUGGAAUUUUCCUGCCAUAAUUUAAGAGCAUACAUAUUCAGUCUGAAAACAGGAUUUUAUGUCUUUUGUUCUCAAAACUUUUAAUACUUUUGCUUACAUUCUGCUACUGAUCGCUAACAGUUACUGAUCUUAGGCAGGAUUUUGUUCACCCAACCAAAGACAACAUAGUCAUGACAUGAUAUCUAUCAUGUGUAUCUGGCUUUACACCACUGCAUUCGACGCUUUGCAUUGCACUUGGUGAUGUUUGGCUUGGAUGCAGCUGGUUACCAUGGAAGCCCAUUCCAUGCCCACCUUUCUUGAGCUAAUCUGAAGGCCACAUGUAGUUUGAAGGUCAGUAGUGACUGACUCUGCAGAAAGUUGGUGACCUCUUCACACUAUGUGCUUCAGCAUCUACUGACCCCGCUCUGUCGGCUUAGAUGGCCUACCACUUGGUGGCUGAGUUGCUGUCGUUCCCGAAUACUUCCAUUUUCUUAUAAUUCAGCUGACAGUCGACUGUGGAAUAUUUAUGAGCGAGGAAAUUUCAUCACUGGAUUUGUUGCACAGGUGGCAUCCUAUCACAGUUCCACACUGGAAUUCACUGAGCUCCAGAGAGCGAACCAUUCUGUUUGUAAAAACAGUCCGCAUGCCUAGGUGCUUCAUUUAUCCACCUGUGGCCAUAGAAAUGAUUGGAACACCUGACUCCCAUAAUUUGGAUGGUUGAGCAAAUACUUUUGGCAAUAUUGUGUAUGUACUGCAGGGAUUGUGAGUUUGAUCUCAGACCAUGUUGGUUUUUGUUUGGUUUGUUUAGAUUGUGCUUCACAAUAGUCUAAACAAACCAAACAAAAGCCAAUAUGCUCUGUUUUUUUUUUAACCAGAGCACGUGAAGCACAAUCUAAACAGAUUUUCACUAUAUUUAGACUUUUGAUAAUGCUGUAAAAAUAGUGAAAGUUUGUUUGUUCUUUAGAACAACUUUAUGAAAAUAUAACCCUAGUUUUACCUAACAUAUCUUGUGAAAAUGUCAAAUGUUUUACCAUAUCUUCAACCAUAAAAUGUUAAGUUUAUAACUUUCUUGUCACAAUCAUUUUUGAAAGCCCAGAUUAGUUUUGCUGGAGGCUGAGGCUAAUGAACAGUCUGAAGGGUACAUACUGUAAGUUUAAUCAGUCUCUGUUUAAAUAACCAUUCAAUGUCCUUAUAAUUAUAAAUUUUCAUUAACAUAAAUUGCUUUGUUAGUUUUUAGAUGGUAGAAUUCUGCUUGACUAGAAUUUAGCUUCAUCCUCUGGGUCCAGCUACUGUAGAUUUACACUAAAUUAAACCCAAAAAAAUCAUCUACCACAGGUAAGAUACAGACUGCUAACAGAACCUCACAUUAAAAAUACUGAACUGUCCCUUUAAUACCUCCCGACUCUCUAAAGCUAAAUUAUCCCUGAUGGUUAUUUUAUAAAGAUGUUAAAAUUUCAGUUUUAGUAUUUCAUUAAAUGAAACAAAGGCACUUUUAGAAAACUUCCUCAUGAAUUUCACAUGCAAUAAAAUCCAAUAGAAAGGUAAAAAAUAACAGAUUAAAAACAAACGAGGAAAUUACCUUCUCAGACAGGAGAAGCUAAAACUAUUUUGUUAAUCCACUGAAUGUUCAGAUGUGGUUCUUUGUUCCAAAGAGUUUCCUUUAACUCCUUCUACUCCUUUGACUGAAAACGUUCAUGAUUGUUUAAGCCCCAACACUGUUUAUGUAGUGUGUAUUGGUGUGUUUAAAGACGGUGGUCUUGUAUGUCUUACAGAACCUCACAUUAAAAAUACUGAACUGUCCCUGAUAUAUAUGAAACUGAUAUAUUUAAGGUUCCCUUUAACUGCACAUGUGCAGUGGAAUCCACCAUACAAACUACUGAAGGGCUUUUUCUAUUGUUUUGGCUUUUAUAGACAACAACCUUCCAGUUUAUCACUCUGAGGUAAACUAUAACUUCUCCUCCGACACAGUGAAAUGUUUCUCCUUAGCAGUUCACUCUUUUGCCAAGUUUUCCCUCACUUCAUUCUUGUGCAUAACCACUUUGUCCCUUCCUUUUUCUACUACGUCUCCUUAAACUAAUUAUUUUCUAACUCAGUUAGAAAAUAACUUAGUUAAAAUGUUAGUUUAGAAAAUAAACUGACAUUUUCAUAUCAGUUUAUUUAGCUUAGACACUUCUCCUGAAUUUAAAUUCAGUUAUGUGUGUAAUUCAACUGAACACACUCAUGAGCUGCCGGGUUUUUUGAAGAGAUGUAGGAGGCUCUGAAAAUAAAUGUUAGAUUUCAUAUUUUAGGGAUAUACAGAAUACAGGGAUUUUACCAAUAUGUAAAAAAGAUUUAGUUGUUGAAAGUUUGACUAAAACCAAAAUGAAUACAGCAAACUAAAUUCUGCCUAAAAAAAAAAUAAAAAUAAUUACAUCUUGCUGAUAGAUCACCUGUAUUUGAAUGAUCCAGUAGGUUAGUCAAAGUGACCAAUUUAGCAGAUAGGGUGCGUUCUUUGACACAUUGCUCUUUUUGUACCUCAAAAAGCAGGUAUGAAUGGCACAGAAGUGCAAUAGUAUGAAAUGGAGAAGGGGUGAGCUGAGCAGCUCUUCUGGAAAAGGUUUGGAACCUCUCCAUUUUCAUAUUUGGCAGUUUGAUGAUUGCUUUUUGCUUUUUCCUGUUAGUGUGAACCCUCAUGUCCUGUUUAGAUCAUUUGUGAUGAAAUACAUAUCCUGCUUGUAUUGAAGAUUGGUUCUGCCAUAGCUUGAAUAUAACCUUAUAUUUCAAAUAUGAAGAGGGACAUUUAUAUGAAAAUAUUAUUGUAUAUAAGUCUGUUGAUGGCACUGCAACCCAAAAGAGUGAAAUUUUUGUACGGCCACAGUCAGUUCAACGUGAAAAUAUAACCUAUGCAUACAGGACUUGAGUAUGCCACACUGCAAGCUCAGACAUAUUAGUCAAUCAAUAAAUGGAAACCAAGUUCCAGGAGUUCAUCUUCCUGUUAGUGUCAGACUCUAAGAUAAUGGAGAGAAGGAGGAGGAGACAGCAACUCAUAGCUGAAAAAGGAGGACAGAAACCAGAUAGGAUAUCUUGCAACAUUUUCAUUUUCCCAGGUAACAUCAGACUGAUAUCUGCCAAAGGUCAUCUUUGGUUGAGAAACAACAGAAUUGGUGUAUUUGUCACACUGAACAACCACUAAUAUUGGCUUAAACAACCUGACUUUUCUUCUAAUGUCAUUUAUUUGAAAGUUUGUCAAAAAAGGCACAAAUGAGAUAAACCUGACUUUAAUAAACAGUUUCUCAGAGCUACCUUUAGCUAACGGGUAAUCUGCUGGUUGGCUAACUGCUAACUGGCUGCUGGCUGGCUGCUGGAGCAGAUAGCUGGGCUAGUUAGCCCCCUGAUAUCAGCUUGUGGUAUUCUGUGAAGAGCAGAACAGCAAAAAGAUUGAAUAUUCUGGACAAAAUGAAUGUGAAGCAUCAGCUAAUUUUAUGAGUGUUGUUUCAAAGUUUUACUUAACUGUGUUUAUUAAGUAAAAAAAAUAUAUAGACGAUAUUGUUAUAACUUUAAUAAUUAGUGUUAUUUUAGCAGCAGAAAGAAUAUUUGUUGGGUGUGUAUGUGGAUUGCAAGCAAUCAGUCAAUAUCUGCAAGCAGUCAUUAUUUAAUUGUAAAGUGAUUGUAUACAAUGUCCUUUCAUAACAAGAGCAACAAUUGACCACUUAAGUGUUAAUUAUGUGUUUCUGUGUUCCAAAGGUUACAUACAUAUUUUUAUAUGAAUCUGUAACAUUUCAGAAAGUGUCCUACAAUCAAUUGCUCAUUGUCUUUGUUUAUAGUAAAUUAUAUUUUUUAAUGAAAUUAUUUAGUUAUCAAGGCAGAGCCCAAAACAUUUCUGAGAUAUAGUGAGCAGACUAUCAUAUAGAAAGUUUUUAAUAAUCUAUUUCCUCAGUUUUUAAAUCUUAUUAGAAUGUUUGAUCUUUUAUUCUGCUUUGCACUGUUUAAUUUGUUUUUAAAUCAGUAAAACAUUCCUGUCAUUGAAUGGCAUUUUGGGGUUUCCAUGUACAUUUAUGAGACUCCCAGAUAAACAUGUCAUGGGUUGAUUCUAUUUUGUUUUUAUUUUUUUCAAUAAAAAAAGUUUGAA